CCGAAAUCAGUGUUUAUUGUUUUGUUUACUUGUUUGGGAAAAUGCGUUUUUAUUCGUCAAAAUCGAUCGACCAAUUGCAUUAAAAUGUAUCAAAUCGAAAGUGUUUUCAUUGGCGAAAGCCAACAGGGUGAAGAGGCGUUAAUAAAAACUGAAGUACAAACGGAAAUCAUAAAUUGUUUUAGAGUUGGUGAUGUAACACGAAUGGCGCCGAACCAAUUUACCUUGAAUUGUUCACAAUGCUCAAAAAGUUUUUAUCAUUUUCCGGAAUUUACUUUGCACAUUGAAGAACAUUUUUUGCUAGGAGACGUCUUUAUCUCAUCCACCGCCACCGUUGAUGAUAGUUUCAUCAAUAAUGUGUUGAAAUCGAAGAGGAUUGUCAAUGAGGAUGUGGUUAAAAUUGAUUACACUGACGAAAAUGAACCAAUGGAAAUUGUUGGCGAUGACAUCGAAUACGACAAUAGUUUUAUUGAAAUUGAAAAAAAUGAUACGGAAACAAUGGUCGAGUACAGAGCGAACGACAAUGAUGACCACAUUCCAUCCGACACAGUCGAAGAAUUUGAAUCAGUAUUCGAUUUACCACAAUUCAUCGAAGGUGUUACAUACAAAAAGGUCGACAAUGGUUUUGAGUGUAUGAUUUGUGGUUUUAAAAGUGCCAUGAAAAACAAUCUCAAGUCACACAUUUCUGUGCAUAUAAAAAGUAAAAAGUUUCACUGCUCAAUAUGUAUAAAGGGCUUUAGUAGUAUUCAUUAUGUACAAAAACACAUUAAGUCCAUACAUAAACAAACAAUAUCGGCAGAUGACAUACGCAAAGCGCAAAACACACUCAAACAAAUUGUAAAACCGAAAAAAUCCGAUCGAAAUGGUAAUGCGCCGGACGAAGUAUCGAAAUUGAAAUUAAAUGUGCUCAGCUCCAAUUACUGGCGAACAGAAGGCAAAAAUUUCCAUUGUCCUUUUUGUGUGCAAUGGUUCUGUAAACCAAAGUAUGUACAAAAGCACAUACGGUUGGUGCAUGGACGAAAUUGUAAAUUGGAUGAUAUUCUGGCGGCUCAAAUUCAACCCGAACUUAAGCCGGAACCAACAAAAUCCGUUGAAAUGGUCACUCAAAAACAAAUUGAAUCAUUGCAACGCGAACAGUCGAAAGAUACAGGAAAACGUGCCAAAUCAUUUGAAUGUUUUGUGUGCCAUACAAUGUUUGUGUCAGAAAAAGCGCUUCGAUAUCACAUGCCUUUACACUCGGGCAUUCAGUACAGAUGUCCAUUGUGUGAAAAAUACUUUUCGAUGCAGAAAUACGUUCGCGAUCACAUGAUUUACAAGCAUGGUUUUGAUAAAAAAUCAAAAUUACCACCAUUAAGAAAGCGAAAAAAUAGAAAAUUUUGAAUACCACAAGCCCAAAGUUUCAAGAUUUGAAUGUUAUUUGGAUCAUC
Molecule: messenger RNA, 1424 nt
Organism: Contarinia nasturtii (swede midge)
Lineage: Eukaryota; Metazoa; Arthropoda; Insecta; Diptera; Cecidomyiidae
Product: PR domain zinc finger protein 5-like
Exons: 3
Coding region: 85-1377 (430 amino acids)
Biological process (GO): regulation of transcription by RNA polymerase II
Cellular component (GO): nucleus
Molecular function (GO): DNA-binding transcription factor activity, RNA polymerase II-specific; RNA polymerase II transcription regulatory region sequence-specific DNA binding
Source: RefSeq, a predicted model, not a curated record